AUGCUAGAGACUCUCUGCCCCAACAACACGUUCAGAUUCUCGUUUCCGGGUUCGGACACUAAAACCCAAUCUAUGGACCUUGAGCUAGCAGAGCUCAUGACACAUAUCGAAAUCUAUAUCGAUCUUGAACACUUCCACUGGGAAAGAUUCCGAGUCGGAUGGCACGAUCACGAGAUCCACGGCAUUAGCGGACAGGUCUGCGAAGUUCUCCGCGUUUGGAACGGUCUUUCCGUCAGACGUGAAUCCUGCAGAAUCACCAUCAAAGACGACAUUUCAUUCAUCUCUCCGCUCCUUCGAUUGCCGUUUUUGGACGCGGUCAAAACUCUGGUCGGACUUGAUACUCUACUGAUCAUAGUGCUGAAAUUCAAAUCGGAUCUGAGGAAGCUGGGGGCUGUCUUGGGGCCAAGUCUUGGACCUAGCACUGUCCACUAUAGGUGGCCUUUAAUCGAAUAUGUCGACCGGGGUUACGGUUGCAUCAAGUUUCACCCGAGAAGGUCCCUGGCUGAACGGCUUGAACAGGCUGCCGGUGGAAAAAUGGCGCACUGA
Letharia columbiana is the source of this 546-nucleotide messenger RNA. RefSeq lists its product as uncharacterized. Bases 1 to 546 code for a protein of 181 amino acids. NCBI's taxonomy places the organism in Eukaryota, Fungi, Ascomycota, Lecanoromycetes, Lecanorales, Parmeliaceae. The record is from RefSeq and is a predicted model, not a curated record. The transcript has a single exon.